AUGUCUGUGAAGGUUGCUGUCCGUUGCAGACCUCUCAGUCUCGACGAGCAGGCCGAGAAGACGACGGUUAUUGUGCGCAUGAACGACGGUGAGGUGACGGUGCUGGACUCGUUGGAGGGCCUCGGUGGGAAGUUCGCUUUUGACGAGGCGCUCUGGUCCACGCAGGUAGUUUCGGAGGGCUGCACCAAUCCACACGCGUCGCAGAGCACCGUCUACAGGUGCGUGGCCUCGGAGCUGAUGAAUCAUGUGGUGACGGGCUACAACGGCUGCAUCUUCGCGUACGGCCAGACAGGCAGCGGCAAGACGUACUCAAUGAUGGGGAUCCCCACAGAUUUAGGGGUCAUUCCUCGGGUGGCGGCGAGCCUAUUCACCGAGGUAAAUAACCUUGCCAGCAGUGGCGUGGAGUCCUGCGUGGAGGUGUCCUUCUUUGAAAUCUACAACGAGCGGGUGCGCUGCCUCCUCUGCCCGGCCGCGGGGGACUUUGACAACUCCACGCUGCGGGUGCGUGAGCAUCCAAAGUUUGGGCCCUUCAUUGAGGGACUCACAAAGUUCCUCGUCUCCACGGAGGACGAACUCCUGCGGCUGCUAGACGACGGCAACAAGAUCCGCACCUCGGGGGCAACGGCGAUGAACGCCGUCAGCAGCCGCUCCCACGCGGUCUUUGUGGUCACCCUGACGCAGCGGCGGACGAAUGGCCGACUAGUGACAACAAAGACGUCUAAGCUGAAUCUGGUUGACCUCGCGGGCAGCGAGCGGGCGUCGAAGUCGAUGGCGACAGGUAAGCGGUUCACGGAGGGGGCAAACAUCAAUAAGUCGCUCAUGUGUUUGGGGAACGUCAUCAGCAGCCUCGCGGAGGAGCAGGAGACGGGGCGGCAGCGGCAUAUUCCCUACCGUGACUCCGUCCUCACGUGGAUUCUGAAGGACAAUUUGGGUGGGAACUCCAAGACGGUUAUGCUCGCAACGAUCAGUCCCUCCUCGGCACAGUAUGAGGAGACGAUGAGUACGCUGCGGUACGCCGAGCGGGCGAAGAGGAUUGUGAACAAGGCGGUUGUCAACGAAAGCAACAACAACGAGGUGAUUGCCGCUCUUCAGAAGGAGAUUGAGCAGCUUAAGUGCCAGCUGCAGGGGGCAUCCGAGAGUGAUAGGGACGGUCUUGCGGAGCAGCUUGCGGCGAGUGAGGCCUUUCAGAAGGAACUGCAAAUGACCAUGGAUGAAAAGUUGGCGGAGUCGCGGCGCCUGAUGGAGGAGCACAAGAGUGAGAUGCAGCGACUGGAGGAGGAGUUGGAGGCGCAACGGGGGGAGAUCGCGCACCUGCGGCACGACAACGCAGAGAAGGAGCGACGGAUUCACGGCCUUUUGCAGCACAUUGAAGAGGCGAAGAAGCGGCUCGGGGGGCGGGGCGACACAGAGGUGGAGCAGCUGCUACAGCAAGUGGCCGUGCUGGAGUCGGAGCAAAACGCGGCCUCCACCGCGACGCGUGUGACGGCAACUGCAAACACUCCUCGGGCCGCCAAUGGCACGGUGCUGCCACUCGAGCGCCCCGGCGAUGUGCGGCUGCAGCUGAAGGAUGAUGGCAAAGCCACAGGGCGUGGCUUGGCGAGGACCCUUGAGAGCGUUGGGAGCGAGCAGCCGCCGGCGGAGAGCGCCGCGACACCGCGUGGGGGGCAGCAGCGGCGGUUUCUUGAUAGACACGGCAACGUGACUGGGGAAAAAGUAGGCGGGGAAGCGCCUCCGUCUUCGUCGUCCACUGCCGCCGCGGAUCUGGUGGUUGACGAGGACUUGCUUCUGGAGGAGCUGCUGGAGUUGGAGGAGAGGUUUGAGGCGCACGAGCCCGCGGAAGAGGCGGCAGAUGCCGCGGACGGCGUGCAUGCCGGCGGCGGCGGCAGCGCCGACUCGGAUCUCCUGGCGGAGCUGGACGACUCCCUCGUGCUGGACGAAAGUGACCUGGAGCUCGACCUCGAGCUGGACCUUGACGUCGCCGCCGACGAGUCGGCGGGCGCCAAAGACGAGGAGCGCGGCGAGGCGGCGGCGGCGGCGCACCCCGCGGGCGACGUGCGGCUGGACGAGAAUGGCGACGGGGGCAACGACGUAAACGCGGCGGCCGCGGGUCAAGAGCUGCUCGAGAUCGUGGGGGGUGUGCAACCGAGUGGUCACGAGCGGGAGGCCUUUGACGUGUCGAACGCCCCCAAGCACUGCGCGGCGGCGGUUCCGCAGGGAAUGACAACUGACUCCAUUACCCCAAAAGAGACGAUUGCCGCGGAAAAGGAAAUCGCGCCGGAUGCAGCAAAUGGAAUUGUGGGGAACGACACAUCACAUGCGACGAAAUCCGAUGCUGUCACAGCCACCGAUGCGGAUACGGCCGUCGAUGCUGCUGCCGUGAAUGCUGCUGAUGCAUCUACGGCUACUACAACAGUUACCGGUGAUGCGGCUAUUGAUGCUGCCACGUCCACUGAUGCAGCUUCGCUACCGGCUACUACUCCCCUUCUUGCGCCAUUCACGGCUCUUACGACGCUGGUGGUCCCCUCUCAUGCCCUUCCCAACAACCGCUAUCUACUAGAGCCGUUUAAGGUUAUUAAAAUAAACGGUGCGACACUCAUUGGGGGUAAAAAAGACCGCAUCUGGUUGGUGGAUUUCUUCAAGCGUCGCUUUGCAAACUUGGACAUGACCGGAUACAUGUCUUUCCAUUACCCGGCUGGGAAUUUGUUUCGGGUGGAAAAGGAUCCCUGCAACUCGAGGCGGCUAACGCUUCACUUCUUUGAGGCGCCGCACCCGUAUGAAUUGGAGUUCACUUGCACAGGACGACGGCACCGAUUCUACGAGGUUGCCAUGGCGCUGCGCCGCAAUUCAAUUAUGUGGUGCCCGUCACUCUGUUUGGGAAAUGAGCAGGAUGUCAUUCUGCACGUGCAGGGCACCACAAUUGACCGCCCCAACGCGAAAUCAGUGAGGGUGAGUGGUGAUUCCAAGUUUAUGGUGGCUCGAACGCCGUACGAAGUAGUGGAUAUGUGGUACGGCUGCUUCUCGAUGCGAGAUCGUCCGCUGCCACGCAGUGCCGCCGUGCUCAACAGUUUUAUGCCGCAAGGCUCCCACGAGGUGUACGUUAUAGGGGUCAUGGAUGUCCCACGGGCCUUUAUUGGCAACGACGCUCUCUCGAAGUAUUUCCUCGACUACUUGGGGCCAUCGCUGCACUACGUCCUGGCAAACACAACUGUUUCUUCGAAGCGGAGGAAGACCAACAAUGCCAUGAUCGUUAUCGUGCGACAUUCGUUUAUUUUGCGCACUUCACACAUCGAGGCGAUGGAGACGACGCCGGUGUUCAGAGAUGAUAUCCCGAAAGGCGCCUUUACCUCCGUGGGGUGUGCCCUGCGCCUCAACGAGGUAGGCAUAGGCAUACUUUUGUUGAAUGCGAAGCCGAUAGAAUGCACAGUCUCACGGCGUGCGGCUGCCAUGCGUUUGAUGAUGAGCAGCUUUCCCUUCGGCGACCCCUUUGUUGACAUUGGGGCACGAUUUGAUUAUUUUGUCGUCUCAGGCGCCUUCAAUUUUGGCGCCGAUUUUAGGCAGGAGGACAUGCUCCUUGCACAGAUGAAGGCCGGGAAUCUCAUGUCGGACUUGGUGGAGGCGACCCCAAGCAGCGCAAUAUUAACUGCCACAGAGCCAAUUCGCAUCUUCUACGCAUUUCGCCCCCGCGUGUGUCGUCUUGACGUCAAGCAGUACACCACAUCUAGGGCUUUGGCGGCACCAAACGCCUUUAUCGCGGCGGAUGUGUUUUGUCAGCGGGCCUAUCUGGGCGUUUUUAGCGAGGAGGUUCCACGCGUACAGUUGGUGUUUGACAACUUGACUCUUGCCUCCCCGAAUCAUCGCAUCCCUGCGGUGGGCUCCCCGGAGUUGCGCAUCUCCGCCGACUGGAUAGAGCAAAGUCCGUUGCUCACGGCCUUGUUCAAGGAGGGCGAUGCAUACAAGUUGUCGGGGCCGGCAGUGCCUGUGGUGGCGCCAACAGUCAGCAACGCGACCUUUUUGCGGCUGCAAGCGGUGACAUUUUCUCUCUUGGGUUUCCUUCCCGCGGCGGCGACGCGAGAGCAGUCCGUCAUUGCCUCGGGGACUCUCCCGCUGAAGGACAUGCUUCAAUUGGGGGAGGUGGUGGAGUUCUCAACUGCGCUUUACUACCGUGCCUGCCACGUGGGAACUUUGUCGGGGACACUCUUUCUGGCAGCGUAUGAGCGAGACACGGCGGGCCUUGCCGGCCUGGAGUCCGAGCGGGACGUGCUCGUGGUUUCCUGCUACGAAAACCAAAUACUCGAGGGGAAGUGCUGGGUGCCGACGGUCUUCUCCCAGCACCACGCCUACAGUUUUUCCGGAGAAGAGGCCACAACGGAGUGCAGCCGGGAGGGCUGUGUGCUGCCAGACCGGAGCAAGUGGGUGUGGCUCAAUCUGUGGCGGCACGAGGUUUUUCCGCAUGACGCGGAAGGGUGGACGUACAGCGAGGGGUUUGAUCAGCCGUUUCACCCCACCAGGCUCUCCAAGACGAGUCUUGUCCGCCGUCGCCGUUGGACACGGGUCAUGCAGGCCAGUGACCCCAUGACGUACCACAACUACGUGAUGCUACAGCGGCCACAGAACGCGGCCUGUUAG
Molecule: messenger RNA, 4626 nt
Organism: Trypanosoma conorhini
Lineage: Eukaryota; Euglenozoa; Kinetoplastea; Trypanosomatida; Trypanosomatidae
Product: putative Unc104-like kinesin
Exons: 1
Coding region: 1-4626 (1541 amino acids)
Biological process (GO): microtubule-based movement; mitotic spindle organization
Molecular function (GO): ATP binding; microtubule binding; microtubule motor activity
Source: RefSeq, a predicted model, not a curated record